Kogia breviceps (pygmy sperm whale) is the source of this 944-nucleotide messenger RNA. Lineage: Eukaryota; Metazoa; Chordata; Mammalia; Artiodactyla; Physeteridae. The record is from RefSeq and is a predicted model, not a curated record.
CUAAAGGCCCGGAACGAAGCUUUGCGCAUGCUCAGCAUCAGCCCGGCUGCUUAAUACACACACGCUUGUGGCCUAUCGCGGCGCCUGCGCGGUGGCAGCCUGCAGUUCGCCCUUAGGACAGACGCCUGUCGCACCUUGACUCCCGCUGUCCGCUCGAGCCGGUCAGUGCUCAGUGUCUUGUGUACAUCCUUGCAAGUGACGGCGCCAUGAGUAUGACUUCCAGCGUACGAGUCCACUCCAUGCUGGGAAUAGACAACUCUCCUCUGAGGCUGAGGCUAACCAGACUAUGCAGAACUCUCUCCUCUCCAAAAUUCUCUGGAACUGGGCUGAAUGGAUUGCAGCGGUUACCAUUGCUGCUGGGGCAGCUGCAGUUGGUUAUCUAGCUUACAAAAGAUUUUAUGUCAAAGAUCAUCGCAACAAAUGUAUGGUAAACCCUCACAUCCAGAAAGACAACCCCAAGGUAGUACAUGCUUUUGACAUGGAGGAUUUGGGAGAUAAAGCUGUGUACUGCCGUUGUUGGAGGUCCAAGAAGUUCCCACUCUGUGAUGGCUCUCACACAAAACACAAUGAAGAAACUGGAGACAACGUGGGACCUCUGAUCAUUAAGAAAAAAGCCACUUAAAUGGACACUUUUGAUGCUGCAGACCAACUUGUCAUGAUGUUUCCUGAUCGUUUAAUUAGAAUGAGUACCACUUGUGUCUAAUUCACCUCCCCUGGGUUCUAGAUGUGGUAUAUUGCAAACUACAGCUUUCAUAUUCAUGGCAUUUGCCUUACUUGUUGAACCAUUGUGGUGCACAUUUGUUGAAACAAACAAAAAAGGAAAAUCCAAUCUCAUGGACUGUGGGUUAUUUUGGUCUUGUAAGGAUCCGUUUCUUUACAUUUAAAAAUGACAUUACAAUAUAGUUGUAUGGCGAAGUUAACGUAUUAAAUUAUUCUCAAAAUCA